Molecule: messenger RNA, 396 nt
Organism: Closterium sp. Naga37s-1
Lineage: Eukaryota; Viridiplantae; Streptophyta; Zygnematophyceae; Desmidiales; Closteriaceae
Source: the annotation of a GenBank genome assembly
AUGGACGAUCGGAGGAAGAAGCUUGAGGCGCUGGCGCAAGCGCGCCGAGCCGGAAUCCCGCCAGCUGCAGCUCCGACGUCGGGCGCGGUCGGCAACCGGAAGGAGGGCCGUUCCAGCUCCGGCAAGAACGGGGGAGAUCGAGCGAGCAAGCCAGACAAGAAACAUCAUUCGGGGGGGAAGGGCAAGGAGGCAAAGAAGCCAAAACGAAAGGGGUCGGAUUACGAGGACGACGACGAUGAGGAAAGCGAGGGGUUUGACGGGAGCGAGGAGGAGGAGGAGGAGGAGGAGGAGGAGGAGGAGGAGCGGAGGCCGAAGAAGACUCAGCAGCAACGCCAUCUUAGUAGCUCUCCUCUGCAGCCCAUCAGUGCGGCAGCAACACACCAGUAUGCCCAAUAG